Messenger RNA from Stegostoma tigrinum, 927 nucleotides. Its product is annotated as caveolin-1-like. The record is from RefSeq and is a predicted model, not a curated record. The coding region runs from base 237 to 686 and encodes 149 amino acids. The transcript is spliced from 2 exons. Gene Ontology annotation, cellular component: caveola. Gene Ontology annotation, biological process: caveola assembly; regulation of membrane potential. NCBI's taxonomy places the organism in Eukaryota, Metazoa, Chordata, Chondrichthyes, Orectolobiformes, Stegostomatidae. Gene Ontology annotation, molecular function: connexin binding; molecular adaptor activity; transmembrane transporter binding.
AGGCUGCAAAUUGUCAGUGUCCUCUCCCAGCUCACAGUCGUGUGAGGGGUUGGCUGCUUAAUUCAAGCUGAUAUCCAGAGUGGAACUAUAAGAGUUAAGUAAGUCGCACAGACUCCUCUGUCGCCUGCCCCACCCACAAACACAGGACGUUUCCCGUUCACUUUGGCAGAGUGCAGCAGAUCGCUCAAGCCAUUCGAGUUGUAAAGCUUUUUUUUAAGCCACCCCUCGCGCAGGCCAUGACUGAGGCUGAGGCGGAGUAUCCCCGCAAGUUCAAGAAUGGAAUCACUAAAGAAAUCGAUCUGGUCAACCGGGAUCCCAAACAAAUCAACGAGGAUGUAGUUAAGAUAGAUUUUGAAGAUGUGAUUGCAGAGCCUGAAGGAAGUCACAGCUUGGACAGUGUGUGGAAAGUCAGCUUCACGACCUUCACGGUGUCGAAAUACUGGUGCUAUCGAAUACUCUCUGCUAUCUGCGGAAUCCCACUGUCUAUCUGCUGGGGUCUCUAUUUCGCCUGCCUCUCCUUCUGUCACAUCUGGACCAUUGUGCCCUGCAUCAAGAGCUGUCUGAUUGAAAUGCAGUGCUUCAGUAGGCUCUACUCUCUCUGCAUUCACACCUUCUGUGACCCCUUUUAUGAAGCACUGGGCAAGUUAUUCAGCAACAUUCGUGUCACUUUACAAAAGGAGGUUUAAUUUCUCACUAUGUCUUCUUUCAAAACAUGUACCCUUGCGGAAGGCUUAGCCGCUAAAUUGCCAUAUUUCAUUCAGAACUUUUAAAAUUGUAAUUCACUUCUUCUGUUGAAAUGGUUAUAACUUUACCUCACUACUUUUCCCCACGUUUGAUCAUUGUAAAGUUCUAAAAACGUCUGAGAAUUUGUAGACAGAUAUUACUAUUACACCCAAUAUUGCCUGAGUCAUUCUUGUCUGCUGUGUC